Morone saxatilis (striped sea-bass) is the source of this 1476-nucleotide messenger RNA. Its product is annotated as zona pellucida sperm-binding protein 4-like. The annotation marks the transcript as partial. Gene Ontology annotation, molecular function: acrosin binding; structural constituent of egg coat. Lineage: Eukaryota; Metazoa; Chordata; Actinopteri; Moronidae. Gene Ontology annotation, cellular component: egg coat. Gene Ontology annotation, biological process: binding of sperm to zona pellucida; prevention of polyspermy. The record is from RefSeq and is a predicted model, not a curated record. The transcript has 8 exons.
CAAACGCCGCAGGUCUCUCCACAGUAUCCUCAAUACCCUCAAACGCCACAGGUCCAACCUCCUCCACCACUGCCUUACCAAUACACCUCCAGUGAGCCAAAUCAGCCUGCUUACCAUAGCUGUGAGGUGACAGCAGGCCAGAGAGUCCCAUGUGGAGGCCCUGAUAUUUCUGCUGUUGCAUGUGAAGCGAUUGGCUGCUGCUUUGAUGGCCAACAGUGUUACUUUGGAAAAGCAGUGACCGUCCAGUGCACCAAGGAUGCCCAGUUCAUUGUGGUAGUGGCCAAAGAUGCGACUCUGCCCAACAUUGACCUUGAGUCAAUCUUACUGUUGGGACAAGGUUUUGGCUGUACAUAUAUCGACUCUAAUUCAGAAUUUGCCAUCUACCAGUUUCCUGUAACUGCCUGUGGCUCUAUUGUUAUGGAGGAGGCUGGUGAUAUAAUCUACAAAAACAGGAUUACCUCCACAUUCGAAAUUGGUACUUCUGCUACUGGAGUCAUUACCAGGGACAGCCAGUAUGACUUGCUCUUCCAGUGUAGAUACAGCGGAACCUCUGUUGAAACUUCGGUUGUAGAGGUGUUACCAUUAGAUAAUCCUCCUCUACCAGUUUCUGCUCUGGGACCCAUCACAGUACAACUGAGGUUGGCUAACGGACAAUGCAGUACAAAGGGUUGUAAUGAAGUGGAUGCAGCCUAUACCUCUUACUAUACGGAUGCAGAUUAUCCUGUAACCAAAGUACUGAGGGACCCUGUGUACGUGGAGGUUCAACUCCUUGAAAAGACAGAUCCAUCACUUGUCCUGACUCUUGGUCGCUGUUGGACAACCACAAGCCCUGACCCUCACAGUCUGCCCCAGUGGGACAUUCUGAUAGACGGGUGUCCAUACAAGGAUGAUCGCUACUUGUCCGCAGUGGUUCCUGUUGAUUACUCCUCUCCUCUUCUGGAAUUCCCGAGCCACUACAGCCGAUUCAUUUUCAAAAUGUUUACCUUUGUGGACCCCAAUUCACUGGAACCCCUGAGGGAACAGGUGUACAUUCACUGCAGUACAUCUGUUUGUGCUGCUGCACCGGGUAGCAACUGUGGACCAUCAUGCCAAAGACAAAAGAGAGAUGUCGAGGCUGUGAACCAGGAGACAUCUGGGCCAAAGCUGGUGGCUUCUGUUGGACCUGUGGUCAUGGUCGCACCGGAGCAGUAAACAGCACAGUGCCAAGCUCAAGAAUUUGGUUGAGAACAUAUAGUAAUAGAAUAUAAACAUUAACAUGGUUCAGUAUUAGUGGUAAAACAAAAUUACCAUGUACAGUACGUAUUUGUAGCGAUUGUGAAAAGACAAGUAAAGAGCCAACGAUGUGCUGCAGGAAGUUUGCAUUCAAUAAAACUAACUGUGAUAUGCUCAUCUUAUAAAGAACACCUUUUUAAUUUAAUACAAUUUGGUUGACAUUGUGUCAGCCAAGUGCCGAUUUAACUUAUGUCUGGGGCUGUA